GGAUAUAAGAAAUACUAGCAGGUCUACCUCCCGUCUACGACAACCUGUAGUUUUGUUAGUGCCAUGGACGGCCGUUUAGAGACUGAUCUGUAUCCUCUGGGAUCCAGUUACGUCACUGAAAUAGACAGUGUCCAUGAUAUAACGGUUGGCACAAAGAGAGGAUCUGACGAACUCUUUUCCUCCUGCAUAUCUAACGGACCUUAUAUAAUGAGCUCUGGAGCAGCAAAUGGUAAUGACAGCAAGAAGUUCAAAGGGGACAUCAGGAGCCCAGGCAUUCCUUCACGAGUCAUUCAUGUACGCAAACUGCCAAAUGACAUAAAUGAAGCAGAAGUUAUUUCUUUGGGUCUUCCUUUUGGCAAAGUGACCAAUCUUCUGAUGCUGAAAGGAAAGAACCAGGCCUUCCUGGAGAUGAACACUGAGGAGUCAGCACAGACCAUGGUCAGCUACUACUCCUCUGUCACCCCUGUCAUCCGCAACCACCCGAUCUAUAUGCAGUAUUCCAAUCACAAGGAGCUAAAGACUGACAACUCACCCAACCAAGUUAGAGCACAGGCAGCACUGCAGGCGGUGAAUGCGGUCCAGACAGGAAGCAUGCCUUUGAGCACUGUUGAUGGAGCAGGCAUGGGCAGCCAAAGCCCUGUACUGAGAGUCAUUGUUGAAAACCUCUUCUACCCAGUUACUCUUGACGUUCUUCACCAGGUGCUAACUCUCCUUCAAACUAGUGGUUCAACGGAUCACAAAUCUCACGGUUCGGAUCACAUUACAGUUUUUGACCCACGGAUCGGAUUUAUCAUUUGUUCGUCCCUCUCAGCUGCUCCUGGUAUUAUCUCUGCAUCACCAUAUGCUGGGGCUCAUGGUUUCCCACCAACAUUUGCCAUUCAGCAGGCAGCAGGUCUGUCUCUGCAGGGUAUGCCUGCCGGGGCUCUUGCAUCGCUUGGUGUCCACGGUGCCGCCGCGGCUGCUGCUGCAGCAGGACGCCUGAGUCUUUCUGGUCUCGCUGCUGGAGGAAACAGUGUCCUGCUGGUCAGCAACCUUAACCCUGAGAGCGUUACGCCCCAAUGCCUCUUUAUUCUUUUCGGCGUGUAUGGUGACGUCAUGAGAGUGAAGAUCCUAUUCAACAAGAAAGAGAAUGCUUUGGUGCAGAUGUCUGAUGGAACCCAAGCCCAGCUAGCCAUGAGCCACUUGAAUGGGCAGAAACUGUAUGGUAAGGCUUUGCGGGCCACUCUCUCCAAACACACCACUGUGCAGCUGCCACGUGAAGGCCAUGAGGAUCAGGGGCUCACCAAGGACUACAGCAACUCUCCUCUUCACCGCUUCAAAAAGCCAGGCUCCAAGAACUACUCCAACAUCUUCCCUCCUUCCUCUACUCUCCAUCUUUCCAAUAUACCACCUUGUGUCACCGAGGAUCAUCUCAGAGACUUGUUUCUAAGUUCAGGAGCUGUGGUUAAGGCCUUCAAGUUUUUCCAGAAAGACCGAAAAAUGGCUCUUAUCCAGUUGGGCUCUGUGGAGGAAGCAAUCGAGUCUCUGAUCAAAUUUCACAAUCACGACCUGGGAGAGAACCAUCACCUCAGAGUGUCUUUCUCCAAGUCCACCAUCUGAUGGAGGCUUUUGUUUUAGAGAAGGUGAAAGGACUGUCACUUUAAACCAAACUUUAAGCCUUCCACAAUUUAUAUCACUGUGGACAAAUGUAUUCCACAACACACACUUCAUCAUUCCUUUAUUAUAUCUAUAUUCAAAUAUGUAUGUCUAUUUGUAAUUCCACUUUGAACCCAACAUGACUUGGGUUUUGAUAGUACCUUUUCUCACACGGUUUGUCUCAUGAUUUAGUUGAUCAUUGGCACACAUCGGUUUUGGAUCAUAGAUGCUGCAUAGUUUACACUUGUGCCUCUGCGGAAAGCCGCGCCCUUUCAGGUUGCACACGCAAAGCCUUGUUUUGUUUGUUGAACCUAUAAUUAACUUUUUCGAAGAUAUUUCUUAUUUGCCUUUCCAAAAAAAGUCACUGUGCCUUACAUGGUGCUUAAAGUAUAUCAUCUUAAUGGCCUUAGUAAUGUCUUGAUGUUUUUGGCUUCUUUGCAGGAACCAUUAACCUCAUACAUACAAAAAAAGACUGCCUGAUUUUCCCAGGUGGUCUCGGUUUAAAUUUGACUAGUGAAAGAGCAGGAUUGUUUUCCUGUGAAAGGCAGCAACUAGUUCAGAGUUCCUUACAGGCUUUGGUUUUGUACCUGACUGUCACAGCUUAUUUUGCGCAUAGUUAUUCUAUAUAUGUGGUUCCUACUCCUUAUUUACCAUUUUCUAAGAUAUUCUAUAUUCUUUAGUUUCCAUAUUAUUUUAAGUCUCACACAUUUGUAUACUGUAUCAUCUUUUUGGGCAUUGGCCCGCUGCGCUCUCUGGGUCUAGACCAGGGAUCCUCAAAUCUGGCCCACGAGAUCCACUUUCCUGCAGAGUUUAGCUCUAACCCUAA
Sinocyclocheilus anshuiensis is the source of this 2461-nucleotide messenger RNA. Its product is annotated as polypyrimidine tract-binding protein 1-like. Gene Ontology annotation, biological process: mRNA processing. Gene Ontology annotation, cellular component: nucleus. Gene Ontology annotation, molecular function: RNA binding. Bases 64 to 1599 code for a protein of 511 amino acids. The record is from RefSeq and is a predicted model, not a curated record. The transcript is spliced from 15 exons. NCBI's taxonomy places the organism in Eukaryota, Metazoa, Chordata, Actinopteri, Cypriniformes, Cyprinidae.